AUGGCACCGCCUUAUACUUAUCCAGUAGCUGGAAUCGUCUAUUUUGUGACUCAUCCACAACCCCACAACUUUUUUUUUUUUUGUUUUUUUCUUCAAAAGUUAUGGGUCAAAGCCCUUUGUCCAUUUCUGCUGACUCUUAUUUUUGGUAUUCUAUCGCUUGUAUUGUCAUUUGUGUACUUGUUACCGUUGCAAGCACAUGCGCUUAUCAAUGUGAAUUGUCCAAAUUGGCUCGCUUGGACCGUCUCUGUGAUAUUUGUCUUACUCGAGUCCGCCGUCAUGGAUCUCAUCUUUUUCGCUAUUUUACUCGCCUUUUACCAAGAUAUUCUGUUUGAUGCUACUUUAAAGGCAAGAGGACUUGAUCGGAUGUUCAUGAACAGAAUACCUGUGAGUGGAUUACGCUUGUUUUGUCGCGGAAUAAAGAGUGGAUUGGCUUUACUGUGGCUGUUAGUCGUAGCCCAAGUGAUGAUCUUGAUCUUGACCGCACCAUUGCAUCUGAUACCCGUAGUAGGCACAUUUGUAGCUUGCUAUAUUAAUGGAUGGAUAGCUUGUUGGGGUCAUCAUAUUCAUUAUGACUUGGAAUUUAGAGGAUUUUCAGUCAGUGAAUCAAGAAGUUUUGCUUGGCGGCAUCGGUCUGACUAUUGUCAAUUUGGGGCUGUCGCCGUCGCAUUAGAAUUGAUCCCAUUGUUUAAUUUAUUGUUUAUGUGGACAAAUGUAGUAGGAGCCGCAUUAUGGGUAGGAGACAAGUAUGAAAAGAACGAGCGAGAAAUUGCUAGACGGAAUAAGCAGCAAAAGAAUAUCCAUUAUCCACUUCCCAACGCAAAAAGUCUUUUGCCAGCAACGUAG
This is a messenger RNA of Mycotypha africana, 843 nucleotides long. RefSeq lists its product as uncharacterized. The record is from RefSeq and is a predicted model, not a curated record. The coding region runs from base 1 to 843 and encodes 280 amino acids. The transcript has 4 exons. NCBI's taxonomy places the organism in Eukaryota, Fungi, Mucoromycota, Mucoromycetes, Mucorales, Mycotyphaceae.